This is a messenger RNA of Tachysurus vachellii, 1801 nucleotides long. RefSeq names its product acyl-CoA dehydrogenase short/branched chain (gene acadsb). Gene Ontology annotation, molecular function: flavin adenine dinucleotide binding; acyl-CoA dehydrogenase activity. Lineage: Eukaryota; Metazoa; Chordata; Actinopteri; Siluriformes; Bagridae. The coding region runs from base 123 to 1382 and encodes 419 amino acids. The record is from RefSeq and is a predicted model, not a curated record. The transcript has 11 exons. Gene Ontology annotation, cellular component: mitochondrion.
UUAAAAAAUACUAUUUGUAACACGUGUAUUUAAAAAUAGAUCAGAACGGCAUACGUGACGUUGUCGCGCACACACAUUUUAGACGCCGGACCAGAAGAACCCGUAUGUAAACAAGUGUGAAAAUGGCGGCGCCCUUGUUUAGGUUCUGCGGGAAGGCGAGCAGGCAGCUGACGCAGCCGUGGGCUUCGUGCCGGCCGUUUGUCCGUCGCUUUUCCGCUCCAGCAGCCGGAUUUCCUCCUUUACAGACGUACUCAGAGGAGGAGGCCAUGAUGAAGGAGACGGUGAAAAGGUUUGCUCAUGAACGCAUCGCUCCGUUUGUGUCCAAGAUGGAUGAAAACUCUGCGAUGGAGCCUGAAGUGAUCAGAUCUCUGUUUGAGCAGGGGUUGAUGGGGCUCGAGAUAAGCACAGCGUAUGGCGGUACAGGAUCCUCCUUCUUCUCCUCCAUCCUGGUGAUUGAGGAGCUAGCGAAGGUGGACCCGUCCAUAUCGGUGCUGUGUGACAUCCAGAACACGCUGAUCAACACACUGAUUAUCAAAUUGGGCACCGAGGAGCAGAAAGAAAAAUAUCUUCCUCGCCUCGCCACUGACACGGUCGGGAGUUUCUGUUUAUCUGAGGCCGGCUCGGGGAGCGAUGCUUUCUCUCUGAGGACCAGAGCAGAGAAACGUGGAGAUCAGUUCGUCAUCAACGGAUCAAAGAUGUGGAUCAGCAGUGCAGAGUACGCUGGAGUGUUCCUGGUCAUGGCUAAUGCUGAUCCCUCAGCUGGUUACAGAGGGAUCACCUGCUUCAUUGUGGAUCGCGACACUGAGGGGCUUCACAUCGGCAAGAAGGAGAACAAACUGGGGCUGAGAGCCUCAUCUACCUGUGCACUCACCUUCGAUAAUGUCACGGUGUCAGAGAAGAACAUCCUGGGUGAAGUGGGGCAGGGAUAUAAAUACGCUAUCGGGAUGCUGAACGAAGGCCGGAUCGGGAUCGCAGCACAGAUGCUGGGUUUGGCUCAGGGAUGUUUCGAUCACACCGUUCCAUACACCAAACAGAGGGUCCAGUUCGGGAAACCCAUCUUUAGCUUCCAGGCGAUGCAGCAUCAGAUUUCUCAUGUUGGCACUCAGCUGGAGGCGGCGAGGCUGCUGACAUACAACGCUGCGAGGUUGAGGGAGGCGGGGCGACCCUUCAUUAAAGAGGCCUGCAUGGCCAAGUACUUCUCCUCAGAGGUGGCCACGUUAACCACGUCUAAGUGCAUCGAGUGGAUGGGAGGCGUCGGAUUCACCAAGGACUAUCCUAUAGAGAAAUACUACAGAGACUGUAAAGUAGGUACCAUCUAUGAGGGAACGACCAACAUUCAGCUGAGCACUAUAGCAAAAUACAUCGGACAGGAGUAUGACUAAUGAACACACACACACACACACACACAUCAAAAUGCCAAUGAACAGCGGCAAUAACAGCCUCUUCCUCACGCGGGGGUUCGAAAACUAUUUCAUCAUGCUGGGUUUUAAUCAGGUUUCAGUGACGACAAAACAGGAGAAAAAGUUACAGUCAUCGUUUUUGUCCAAUUUGCAGCUUUUUGUAAUUUAAAAGAACUUUAAGACUCUAAAUGAAAUAAACUCUGUGUUUGUUUAAUAAAGUUUUAUUUAAUAAGUAAUGAUCUCGUAUCACUAGCAGUUUCACUUCAGACUGGUUCAUGUAGCUGUAAUAUGGUGAUGAGCCUGUUGUGUUUUGUUACUGACUGAUUUGUCUCUGUUCUUCUUCCUGUGUGAAUGAUUCACCGUUUAAUUUCAAAUAAAUAGGUUUUAAUGUGUGAUGGAAA